This is a messenger RNA of Oikopleura dioica, 474 nucleotides long. Lineage: Eukaryota; Metazoa; Chordata; Appendicularia; Copelata; Oikopleuridae. The record is from the annotation of a GenBank genome assembly.
AUGACGAACAUCCGAGCGGCCGAAAUUCAACAACUUCAGCAGCGACUGACAAAUGAGCCGAAUAAAAUAUCAAGAUCUUCUUCCGCCCAUCCAAUGUCACAUCCUCAUCUAAAUGCUCCUCAGCCACCUUCAAAUCCUCCAAAAAGCUACUUUAUGAACCAAGAUAAUCCCGAGCGAUAUCAUAAAUCUGGCUAUACAGGAUAUCUGCCGAGAUCACGAGAUUUCUACGCCGCCGGUCUAUCAACCGUCAGCACAUCAGCUCUUUCGCGAAUGGACUCCGAACUACAGACAGGACGGUAUUGUCCCUUCCCUCGACAAGGAUUGAAACCACAUGAGCGGCCACAAACUGACUCGCGUCUCACGCGAGGAAUGGGAAUGAAGCCAGGCUAUACCGGUUAUAUUCCAGGAUCGCGAUACGAGUUUGCAAAGACUUACGGUAAAAUCACCUUCCACACGUUCAACAAAGACCUCUAA